Messenger RNA from Kwoniella shivajii, 1077 nucleotides. RefSeq lists its product as uncharacterized. Gene Ontology annotation, molecular function: oxidoreductase activity, acting on NAD(P)H, oxygen as acceptor. The record is from RefSeq and is a predicted model, not a curated record. Gene Ontology annotation, cellular component: intracellular anatomical structure. The coding region runs from base 1 to 1077 and encodes 358 amino acids. Lineage: Eukaryota; Fungi; Basidiomycota; Tremellomycetes; Tremellales; Cryptococcaceae. The transcript is spliced from 8 exons.
AUGUCCCUCCUUCGAACUGCCCUUUCAAACGUUACCAGGGCGACUCCCAGAACCGCCCCUAUCGCCAAAGCAGGAGCUACCUUCCUGAGGGCCUACUCUACUCCCACUUCCCCCUUGGGUAAAGAUGAGAAGAACGAUGCAUACGAGAAACAUCGAGUGGAAGUAGAACCCAACAUGGCUUCCAUUGAUGAAUCUAUCACUUUCACUCAUCCCAAAAAAUGGGACAAACACCCAGGACACGAUAUGCAAAGUGGGGAUUUCGGUAGACAUACCAAACGAACCCUAGCUUCAUUCUCAAUGGACGGUAAAGUCUGUCUCGUAACUGGUGCCGCAAGAGGUUUAGGUAACAUGAUGGCUAGAACAUUUGUUGAAUCUGGGGCCAAUGCGAUCGUCCUGGUCGAUCUCAAGAAGGAAGAUGCUGAAAAAGCCGCUCAAGACCUCGUCAAGUGGUUUGUCGAAAAUGGAGAAGCUGAAGAAGGUGAAAUUGAAGCACUUGGAUUAGGUUGUGAUGUCUCAGAUGAAGCUUCCGUUCAAGCAGUAUUCAAUACUGUCAAAGAGAAAUUCGGUAGAUUAGACGCUUGUGUUACUGCCGCUGGUAUCGUGGAAAAUUUCGUAGCUCAUGAAUACCCCACUCAAAAAAUCAGAAAGUUGUUGGAUAUCAACGUGAUGGGAACUUGGUUCUGCGCUCUCGAAGCUGCUAAACUCAUGCCUGAAGGUGGAUCAAUCACUCUUGUUGGAUCCAUGUCUGGUUCCGUCGUCAACGUCCCUCAACCUCAAACCCCUUACAACUUCUCAAAGGCCGGUGUACGACACAUGGCUCGAUCACUCGCUGUUGAAUGGGCGACCAAAGGUAUCAGAGUAAACUGUCUUGCGCCAGGAUACACCCUCACCAAUCUCACCAAAGUAAUCCUCGAUGCUAAUCCAGUAUUGAGAGACGAAUGGUUGCAUCGAAUCCCAAUGGGUAGAUUAGCAGAUCCAUCAGAUUUGAAAGGUGCUGUCAUCUACUUAGCAUCCGACGCUUCUAAAUACACUACCGGUGCAGAAAUCGUUGUGGAUGGUGGUUAUACUUGUUUGUAG